CCCAGCAGAGGUGUGCAGCGGACAGCAGUUGAACCACCGCAACAUACAGCACCAUUAGCAGCAGCAGACUAAAUAAUUGCGGCCACAAAAGAAGAGAAGCCCUGCCCUUUGACCCACUGUAUUCAUUGUAUCCACAGCUCGAUUGCAUCGGGAUCUGCCACUGCAACAACUGCCAUAGCAAUGCCAUGUUGGACUGACAACUGACCCAGCAGCAACUGAUUGACUGGCCGCCCGACGGCAGAGCUUCCUUAUUCCUCACAAGUCCACGUCUGUUGUCCACUUGGAGAACGCGGAUGGGAAGAGCAUCAUCCUCGGCGACAGAGCAGCGCGAUAGUAGGCAACGAAAAUCGCAAAUCUAAUUAGCGACGUCAGUGUCAGGAUCGCUAAUCUAUUAAUUUCGAGGAACCACAUCAACAACUUUUUCGGCAAAAAGGCGUUGCUACAGUACUAGAGAAAAGAAGAAAAAACGGCAAAAUCGAGAAAAUUUAACGCAGAAAAAAGGGAAAGCACUUUCGUUUUGCUGUGCGUGCGUGUGUGUGAGUCGGUGUGCUGGUGUGCCGCGUGCGUGUGUGUGUGCGAGUGCCUGAUAACGCGAGUCUGGCGCUGACAUCACUUUCACUUGGAAAACCAACUUGAGGAACCAUCCUGGAACCCGGGAAGCUGCCAAUCAAGCCCCACGGCAACAAAAUCAAUUAAACUACCAAUACGACAACCGCCACAACAGCAACAACAAAGCUGCCAAGAGCCAAUUAUCGAAGAAAAGCGGAGGAAACCCAGUGAAAAUCGCAGUCAAGAUGUUCUCCAUGUGCACCAAGGUGAAAUCGCGGAGUGCGGACGCGGAUAGCUCGUUCAUGCAGCAGUCGCAGUCGCAGCAGAUGCAGCAGCUGCAGCUGCAACAGCCCCAGGCGAUGGGAACUGGCGGGAAACAAAUCAAGGGCGGCUACCUACUACGCUACAAAAAGCAAAUGUUCUGGAACCGUUGGGCUGAGGAAUGGGUGGUGCUGUACGACGACUCGACCAUGGCCUGGUUUACGGAGCCAGGGCGCUCUUCGCCUACGGGCAAGAUCCUGGUGAAGGAGGCGCCCGAGAUGCUGGCCAUCGCUCACUGGACCGGCCAGAUACCACGUCGCCCGCCGCUACCUGCUGGCGUAAAUGUGUCCCAGUUAAUUGCCCUCGGAUCUCAGCGCAAGCGGUCCAAGGUCUACUGGAUGCUGGCCAAGUCGGAGCAGGAGGUUAGCGACUGGAUCGAUGCGAUUACCAAGACCCUGCCGCCGCCUCCCCAAAUCGAGCUGGUGGUGGACAAGCCGCACCUGAUGAACGUGCUUCGACGUCCGCUGGUGCGCAUUAGACCUGCCACCCAGUCGGAAGUUAAGCAGCGUAAGGCAGCAAACCACGGAGCCAGUGGCAGUAAACACCAUCGCUGCUCCUCAGCCAUGACCACUAAGCUGUACAGGCAUUCCCAGGAUCCGCUGGUUAAAAGCGAUGCGGCAGUGGCCAUUCUCAGCAAAAAACCGGACUCGAAGGCCUCGCUAGCCUGUGCUCUGCCCUGGGGCCACGGAUGGGGAUGGGCCACGCUGCCCAAUGGGGUGUGGAGCGGCGGACUCACGUGGUCGCAGUGCGAGGAUACCUUCACCCUGCACGCCUUGCCCACCACCCACUGCACUAACCUAAUCGACACCUCAUGCAGCGGGGCGGUGUACCACACGGACAUUGGUGGGUUCGACUUUCACUCUUCAGGUGUGGACGACAUCGGGGGCGAGGACUUCGACUACGCCAUGGAUUGUGGGGAUUUCAUAUUCUAAACUCCCUCCAGCACAGCAUUCAGACACCCACCCACCCAGCGGGCGGGGCACUUUCGUCCUUGCCCCGCAGAUUUUGUCUUUGAUUGGAAGGAGCUAAGCAACUGGUAGUCGCUUGGGUAGUAUUUAAUAUUUAACCGUGCUUUCGUUAACCUCUGAGUGUUAGGUGUUGCUAAAUGGAAGGGAAAAUCCCCAGCGUUGCGUAUACGCCUCUUUGUCCUUGUCCCAGUGCGGUUAACUAUCCCGCUUAACCCAUUACCAUGUUUAACUUUGUGUAUUGCCCUAAUUGCGUUAAACAGUUAAACUGAAAGUGCAUACACAAUUUGACGCAAUUUUCCCAUUUCCCUCAGUGUGCUAAAAUAUAUGCAUGAAUAUGGCUGCGGCCAAGGAAAUAGUUCUGUUCAACUUUGUCCGAUGAGAAUUUAGGGACUCAUUUACUUUUUAACAAGCUGGCUGUCAAUAAAGUUGGCGAACCCAUUUUACUUUGCCACCAAAAAUAUAUGUUUGAAAGAUAUUCCGGAAAUUAAAAGUCAAGUUUCGAGAAAACAAAGUUUAAUAUUCGGCAGAUAUUUAGUCUGUUAUUCUAUACAAAAAGAAUUACCUUUUACCAGGUAUCGGGUUAUUUAAAGAAAGUUAAACAAGAGCAACUAUUACUUUGGCCGUCGCUGUAGUUGAAUUUUGAAUUCUGGCUGAAGCACGUGUGUCCAUGUAUCCCCCAAUAUAUACAUGUUAGGCCGCACACUCGCCAACCUCCAGCCCACAACCACCACCCACCAUACACCACCAUCCCCACCACCCACUAACCACAGCACCACCCCACCCAACCGCAUUCAACCAUCGCAGUCGCAGUUGCAACUACAAGCAUUUGAAAUGCGAAAAUAUUUUUGCAUCGCGCAUAUAAGUAGGCUACAACAUAUUUUUGCACUCGACAAGCGAACAAAUUACAAUAAAUAAUGCAGACGAGACGAGGCGACGACUAAAUUAAAAACGAGAAAAACAACCGCAAGAGAUUGAAAUACUUUUGUGUAUUUUGAGACUUUUGAAAUUUAUAUUGAUGCAAUUUGUAAUGGAAACACUUUUCAAAUUGUUUUGCCAUGAUUUUCUAGAAUUUUUGGAAUCGAUAGUAUUUAACCGCUAAACCCAAGCCCGAACAAGCCCCAAACCCCAGCGAUACCCGCAAAACCCCAUUUUUGUGUGCAAAUUUUUGAAACAUUUAUACAGAUACAGCGCGCGUAAAUUAAGUACGUCGAAAAAUCGAUAAAAAUUUAAUACAAUUGCCUAAGGGCAAAAACAAAAAAGUCGUAAAAUCCAAGGAAGAUUUUAAAGUGGAGUAUAGCAAUUUUUAUAUAGCAUGUUAAACAGAAAUGACAGUAAACAGGAAAACCAGGUAAAUAACAAGUAAUUAACGAGGUAAAAACGAACUUUAGCCGUAAACACCCAUACACCCGCAAAACACCUAACACCGCAACACGAAAACCUAGUGUAAGUGUUAGCACAUAAGGCAUGGCAUCCGAAUGUCAGUUUAGUUUUCGAAACUAACUCACACAGAUCGACUUACCCACCCGUACUGAUGUAAAGUUUAUAAAACCAAGUCGAGCGAAACACAGAGACAAGUUAGCAACCCAGGAAAAAUCACAGAAUAUAAAGCCAAAGACGUGUAUACUCAUGUACGAGUAAUUAGCAGUUAAGAACACAUUCGAAUACAUUGAAAAAUCACAACCGACGAAAAGGUAAUGGCACCACACAUACAGAUCAUCUGUCAUUAUCCCACAUCGAUUCGAUUUUGAAUUUGAUUUUGAGGAACUUUCGACACAAUAUGUGAGGAAGGGAAACGCCGCUACGGACACCUUGAGAAAACUGUAACUGUAACUACGUUUAGGCAUACAUAUAAUAUAUAUCUAGGAUCUAGGAUAAGUUGAGGAACGCAGCGUCAAGUAGAGGAGCGACCGUUAAGUUAUACACACAUACAUAUAUGAUAAAUGUACGUACCGUAAGAAUGUGCAGGUUUUCAAAAUGUUGCAUGCCGCGAAAAUGCAUAGAACUAGAUAAUAGAAACGCGAAAUAUUAUGUAAAAUACGGGUAACGGGACACACCAUGUCCUACGCAUCUGUUGCAUGUCCUUGUAAGCGCAUGUAUACUUAUAUAUUACUAUAUAUUUAUGUACAACAAUAACCAAGAGCAAAGCUACACGAAACGCAAAAAAGCAAACGGAAACGGAAACCUUAAACCUGAGCCUUCAGCCUUAGCUAUCAUACCCCAUCUCCCACGCCCACCAUUCGCUACUAGCCCCGUUUAGUACACAUACAUACGAACAGAAAUAUAUAUAUGUAUAUGUAUUAUGUAAUAGCUAUAGUCGGGAGACGCGAGUCGGACAUCGGGGAAUAUAGACGUACAUAGAGAACCCGCCACGUAACGUAACGUAAAUGAAAUGUAGACUAAAAGACUUAAGCAAUUGUCGUUUAGACGUUAAAUUAGAGCGCAUUGAAUGUUGGCUUAUAGUUCUAGAUACGGAAGCGAUUCAAGAGCGAUGUUCGGAGCGAUUAGGAACAUAUUUAAGAAUAUCCUCACCAUAAUGUUUUAGUCUGAAGCCUAGCCGAAAUCGAAAUUUGUUAGCGAGCGAGUAGUAGAGAGUCGAGUCAAAAAUGCGAUAACCAAACUAAAACCUAAUGAAAAGCGAAAAUAAACGUAAACGUAAACCUAAAGUAAAAUCAACCUUGGACAAUCACGCAUACGCAUAUAGGAAACUGGAUUAAAUAAUGUAUGUAAAUUGUUUAAGCCUUGGGUCGGCAGCGAUAAAGGAUAGCUUGUGUGGCAUAGUCUUAGCACGUCCAGCAUGGAAUCCUUAAGGGCUCCGUGAACUCAACUAAUCUAAAUACACAAUACACACACGAUGCGAAUGCCAAUGCCAAUGCCAAUGCGGAUGCGAUGAUUCGAUUGAGAGCUCGAGCCAGGUCAAGCUUCAAUUAAGUGUCACUCCCCGACGCUCUUCAGUUGGACCGAGAAGUAUUUUUGUAAACUUUAUUAAGAACACCGAAGUCGAAAUCGAAAUCGAAAGCAAAACCAAAACCAAAAAAGCAAAAACAAAACUAAAACUAAACGAAAUACAAAUACAAAAGACAAAAAACAUGGAUGUUUUAAAACCAAAAUUAAGCAAACUUAAAACAAAAGUAUACUUUAGAGUCAAAUUUUUGUAGUAUAAUUGUACACGUAAACUGUUAGCUGAACAACCGUAUAUAGUAUAUAUAUAUAUAGUGUAUACAGACACCCACUUAUAAGUGUAUAGCGAACGCGAAUCGAGCGAGAUACACCCGUUUUUAUUGUGCUGCGCAUUUUCAGCGGGCGGCUGAACUGUGAAUAGUACCUUAGGUAUAGGUAGCGUGGCAUCGCGUGCUAACCGCAUUUGAUGUAACCGAAUUAUGAAAUUGUAGAACCCAAUCGGAAAUCGGUGGCAAGUCGUUGUGAAAUGAUCCGUGAGAGGGGCGCUCGAGAGCAGCCAAAAGCAACCAAGAGCAACCGGAAGGGGAAGCAGGCUUCUCGUCAUCCGGCCGUCUUGGCCAGCGUUGCGUAUACGCUCCGUGUUCGGCGGUCCCAACUGUAACUCACAAUUAGGCUAGUAAGUUCGCGUUGUUUGUUAUCAGUGUCGUUGAUGUUGAAGUUGAAAUUGCCGUGUCAUUGUUAAAACGUAUUCAAGUUGUAAUCCGACGGCGUUCGGAAUUAGCUGUUUUUGGGAACCAGAGCGAGCGCAGGAAGCGGUUAAGCGGAAGCGGCACUCAUCGACCCACGAAGAAGAUUAUACAAAUUAUACAAGCAUUAUACAUAGGUGUGCAUAAUACCCAUACCCACACAUAUAUACAUUGGUGUAAAAAACUGCGAACCAAACCUCCCCCCCCAAAACAACUCGAGAAGUUUUAAUCCACCAACCAAUUCGGGUGUUCCAAAUCCCCAUACGGCCCACAGCCUUGCCAAAAACUCUUCCAAAUCCCUCGAGUUACCCCCCGAACAGUAAUUAGAGAAGUAACAACGUUAUUCUAUAGAUGUGUAUGUGUCUAUAAAUAUAUUUUGUAGACGUUCACUCGCCAGACGCCGCCAAGCUCGAAAAAGUAUAUUAAAAUCCAAAGCCAACCCGCGAGGCCAUCGACCAGAAACCAAAAGAUCUUUUCAUGUGGCAGGCUCAGGUACAACCAACUCGAAUCCAGAGCAAGUGCUGCCACUCUCUUGGCCCGCUGGCCAACUUAAGAGAGGAGCGGAUUUCGCUCUCCAAUGGUUUCAAAACUGCAGCCCAAAACAAGCGAGCUGGUAUGAAUAAUUAUUAUGAAAACGAUGAGCAAAUAGACGCUAAGCGAAUAGCAAAGAAGUCAUCAAAUGAAUCAGUCAACGAGCACUGCUCGAAGCACGAAUGCCCUACCCAAUUAUAAUUAAAAUUAAGACAUCUCAAUUAUUUUAUUUUCAAUUUUAUUAAAUUGUUCAUAAAAUUUACCUAAACUAAGAAUGUUUAAAGUGGGUUUGUUCCUUAAAAUCAUAUGCUAUUAAUUGGAAUAUAUUUCGUUUUAAGAUAUAUACAAUAACAUGUUCGAAUUAUCAAUGUAGUCAAAACAAAAUUGUAAGUUGCACUUUACUUAAGUUUUUCAAAGUCUAUUUGUACUUCUUUAAAUACUGGGUUUUUGUAUUACCAAAUUGUAAACAAGAUUGAGUAAUAACAUGUUUGUGUAAUUUUGAAAAUUUUAUGAUUAAUUUAAUUAAGCUGUAAUAUUUUUUAAAUUUCAUUGUGACUACUAAGAAUGUAUUUUUGAGCUUCCCAAUCGCAGUUAACUAUGAUUUAUUAUGGUUUUGGCAGGCGAAUGCUAAAAAAAAAUAUUUAUACCAAUUUUUGAUUCGAUGACUUCAAAAGGGGUUGAUGAAGAGUAGAAGGCGGAAAACAUCUGCGAAGCGUCAGCGUUGAUAAAUGUGAAAAAAAGCAAAUAAAGUUUAGCAACAACAUCUGAGAGAAAG
This is a messenger RNA of Drosophila eugracilis, 6788 nucleotides long. RefSeq lists its product as uncharacterized. NCBI's taxonomy places the organism in Eukaryota, Metazoa, Arthropoda, Insecta, Diptera, Drosophilidae. Bases 795 to 1802 code for a protein of 335 amino acids. Gene Ontology annotation, cellular component: membrane. The transcript has 4 exons. Gene Ontology annotation, biological process: regulation of cell differentiation. The record is from RefSeq and is a predicted model, not a curated record.